Molecule: messenger RNA, 6795 nt
Organism: Knipowitschia caucasica
Lineage: Eukaryota; Metazoa; Chordata; Actinopteri; Gobiiformes; Gobiidae
Source: the annotation of a GenBank genome assembly
AUGGGAUCAGGCCCAGGACUGCCAGUGGCUGCCUCUACAGUAGCUAAAAUUAGACCUACUUCUGACAACAGACAAGAGCUUGUGGAAGCUUCAUAUCUUGAAGGCAGAGAGCAGGCCAGUGCUCAAUCAUCUGUUGAACACUCCAAGUUCUCCCUUAAUUUUAAAGAUGAUAUGGAUAAUGCUGAUGACUUUAUUGCUGCACAUCGAAUGUCAGAUAUGCUGGUCAAAAUAGAUUUGGAUGAGUCUACGUCCAGGAACCAGGCCUCCCUCUUUGGGCCUUUGACAGCAUACACAGGUUCAGUUCCUGGUCGGCCCACUGAAUUAGCAACAGAUCUCUCGUCAGGACUUUUGACAUUCGCUCACAGCGGACGCAGUAAUAGUACAAAUGUAAAGGUUGGACCUCCUUUACAUACAGCAGUAGAAGAAGACAACAGAGAAGAUAGUGAUCGUUUCAGUGGCAGCAACUCAAGCUUUUUGGCAAAUGAAAAGCUGAUGUCUGUGGACAGUAUAAACAGUGAUCUUUCAGAUGAUGACAUUGAUUUGAACAACCUUCCAGAGGAUGAGCUGGAUCAGUACUUUAAUACAUUUAUUCCUCCAGACAUGCAAAGAGGCAGAGUGGAAGGACAAGAGAUUGCUGCUUCUGAUACACCUGGUAUUGGUCAUGAGCUGUCAAGUCCAGGUUUCACUGAGCCUGAUCAAUACAGGCACCAUUUCUCACAUGACUACCAACAGAUGCCGGAUGUGCGCUUAGCUGCGACUGGAAUGGACUCUUGUCCAGCUAGUGAUGAGGAUACAGAAGAUGAACUUGAGGCAGCCCGAAGAAAAGGCACCACCAGGACAAGACUGCUGCCAAGCACAUCACGCCAACUGGUUGGAGAGAGUCACCACACAAGUUUUAGGCCUGGUUUAGAAGGCGGCAGCUCAGAUGAUGAGUCUAGCCGUCGAGGAGGUCCAUCAGUGUCUGGGCUUGAGCACAGGAGAUCAGCUGAGGGACAAGUUAUAAAUCCUCCUAUAACAGGUGAUGGUGGUGAUGGAAGCAGUGGCAGUGAUGAGAGUGGAAAUGAUGGUGGAGUUUCAACUCUGCCUUUACCAGCAGCUCCUGUUCAAACCACAUAUGAUGUUCUCAGAGGACUGGGCAUUGUAGGGGAAGACCAGGCUAGUAACAUGACUGACCUGCAAGGGCUUAUAGGGGAUCGCGUUGGUCCUGUAGGAACUGGGGAAACAAGUUUUUCUUCAGCUAAUGUUCAAAGAGCAGACCCUGUCAAUUGGAGCAUGACUAUGGAUCGACAGGAGGCUCUGGUGGGCUUCCCUCAAGGGGAACCCCAAGAUUCUGAUGAGGGCAUUGAUGAGCCGGAUGGGUGCAGACAGUCUUUGGGUCUAAGAGGAGGACCAUGUGGUAAUGCCUCUGUCGCGGAGCCGUCGGACAGCAUGAGUGAAGAGGAACACAACCCACUCUCCACCUCCCUUGAGCCAAAGUACUUCUCACAGAGUCUACACCAGGAUGAUUCAGACGACAGCUGGACCAACUGUCCUGAAAAUGUGGAGCUAGAGUUUCAGCAAGAGGCCAAAAACACCAACAGUGUGGUGUAUCAGAAUGAACAAGGCCAAUGGGUGACUGACCUUGCCUAUUACUCCUCUUUUGAAAAAGAACAGGCACCAGAAAACUUGCAGGAAUUUCAAAAUGAAUCCUUUGUGGCUCCAGGCCAGGCCUUAGAAAUAAUUGCCAAGGACCAAGAGGAAUUUGAGAAAGAACAUCAAUUCAUUCAGGAGGAGAACAUUGAACCUGCCCCAGCUAAUGCCACCUUUCAGAGUGACUCUUCUUGGAAGCUUCCCAGCAGUAACUACGUCCUCAUGAGGGCUUCCCAGAUGUCUGACUUCUCACAGACGGAUCAGAGCUACCUCCGUCUGUCUUUGGGCCAAUUCUUUGAACAGCGCUCCGAAGCCCUUGGACGACUGAGCCUGAGAGAAAGUCUUGCGGACAUUAAACGACCGUCUUUUGGUUACGUCAUCACUUCUCCCGAAAAGAGAGAGCCUUUUGCAUUGCUCACUCCCACAGAGUUGACAGACACCACUCAUAACGGCACCGUGGAUCUUGAACCAGACAAAACCCUCAACGCAGAAGAUUUGGACAAAACCAUAGAAGCUUCCAAAGAGGCAAUUCAAUCUGAAACCUCCAAGCAACAGAAAACUCUUGACUCUCCAUCUCUUGACCACAGUGAGGACUCUAAUCUGGGAAAUCAACCCAGUGUUUCCCCUGACAGUAACAGUAGUAAUCUGAUGCUCAGUAUUAGUACUAUAGCCUCAGCCAUUGCAGAUGCAUCCAUCAGCACUGAUCCAUCCCAGUUAGCUGGUAUGAUCAUGGAGCUGUCCAAGAGGAAAAAGCCUUGGCCUGAAGUUGGAUCUGUUGGGACAAACACUGCACCACCUGCCGAAUCAGACACUCUCCCUAUUGAGGAGCAGAGCGUCACAAUGGAUUCUCAGCAGAAAAGUGUCUUCGAUAUGGACAAGUAUCUGAGGACUGAUCUCCCUGAAAAACAUGUUGAAUUUACUUGUCCACGUUUGGAGAGCACUACAUCUGCAGAUACAUUAAAAAGCCAGGAACCCGUCGUAGAUGAAAAUCCCUACUUCAGGCCUUCGACAUCACCUCUUACCCACUCCUCUCCAAGCCAAACGUCUUUCCCAAGUGUUGAAAGUAUGACAUCACCGUCCUCAUCCAGAGCAGGGAACUGUGACAAACGCCAGGACUCUUCGCCUCAGUCCAUCUGCUCCAGCCCUGGUCUCAGCAGGCUCACCUAUAUUUCAGUGAAUGAUGGCACUCUGAUGCCCUCACCCGAGAAGAAAAAUGUAGCAAUUGAUAAGAAUGAUCGCACCAUGUCCUUGAGUACAACCAUCAUAAGAUUCAGCCCUACUCCUCCUGUAGAACCUGAUCUCCAGCCAAACAUGGAUUAUCAGCCACAUUCAAAAAGCCUGGAUCCACUCCCUCCUCAGAACUCCAACAGCCCCUGCGGCUCUCGAAGUGGAUCUGUUCUCGGUUGUAGCCGUACCCAAAGCGAAUGCAACUAUCCGAGUAGUGUUUCAGAUAACGUUGGCAAUCAGAAACUCCUCACCAACGCAAACUGUCAACAAGACCUAAUGGGGAAAGCUUACGGUCAGUUCGGGACUGGUGCUUUGGUUGGCGGUCUUGAAGAUUUUAGAGGUCAAGUAAUAGUUCCAGACGAGCUUCGGUUUCCAAAUGCCUGCUGUGUGGGUAUCGCCUCGCAGACGUCGCUCAGUCUAUUUAACCCCUCUGAAAGAUGGCAACAAGUCUCUAUUGUCCUCUCUAGCCUAUCUAUUGACGGUGAGAAGGUUGAUGCCUUGCCUUACCAGUGGCUUAUUGUGAAGAAUAAGACUAUUAUUGGGCCCAAGACGACAGAAGACCAGAAAGUGUUGUUCAUUCCACCUCAACCUGGCGUUUAUCAAUGUGUGCUCAGUGUGUGCUCCUGGCCUGCCUCUGCGGAAGCGGAGAUGGCUGCCAGGGCUAACAUCUUUGCUAAAAGGGUUGUGCUUGUGGCUAUAGCUGAGAAUCCUGCUAUAGAGGUUGAACUGGGUAAGGUUGCAUGCUUGGACUUUGGAGACCUGCCUGUUGGUGGAGCCAAAGCCCUUGCUCUCAAACUGCUGAAUAGGACCCAUGCUACAGUUCCCAUUCGUCUGGUCCUCAGUGCUAAUGCUACUGCCUGGCGAUGCUUCAGUUUAUCUAAAAACCCUGUGACGUCUGAGGCGGCGCAGCAGGCUGGGCACAUCACCACGUUGUCUCCUCCGGCUGUGAUGAAUCAUGUGAUGCAUGCCAGCUAUGGAGAGAAUCCAGAGACUUUUGUGAUUUGGGUUCAUUUCAAGGCUCCCGCAAAGUACUCCUCAUCAAUGGAAGAGCUUGGGCCCCCGGAUGAGUUUGUGGCUCGAGUGGACAUCGAAGUGGAUUCUCCAGGACACACGCACGUGAUCAAAAGCAUUCCUCUGAAGGCCAGGUCUGGAACGGCACGAGUCCAUGCUCCAAAAGAUCUGCAGACUGUCAGCCUCACUGCUCCGUUGGGUAAAUCCAGCCAACAAAUACUGCCAUUAAAGAAUGCAGGAAACAUCGACGUGCAGCUGAAACUCAAGUGCAGUGAGUCUGAUGGUUGCUUCUCAGUCUCCCCAAACGAGCUGUCCCUCAAAGUGGGAGAGGAAAGGACUAUGUUUGUCGUCUUCAAAGCCCAGGAGAGCAGAAAAGCCAAAGAAAGUGUCCUUACCAUUCUGGUGCUGCCGUCUGGCCCCCAGUAUGAGGUGACCCUUAAAGGAGAAAUCACCUCAGACAUCUCUGGGAAACGAGCCAUCUCUUCCUCUGGUGUCCUAGCCCCCGAUUUGGUCAAUGACGUCCCACCAAUCCUUUCCAAUAAACAAUUUGUUGCCUGGGGUGGUGUCACCUUAGGUCGUGCCAUUCAACAGAAGCUGGUCCUAAGAAACAAUUCAAAAACUGAGACUCAACAACUGCGUUUGCUGAUAAGGGGGCAAGACCAAGACUGUUUUCAGCUGCAGAGUAUGUUCAGCCUUGAGGAGCGGUUGACCCGACAUGGGGAGCUGUCCAUUCGCCCCAGAGAAGAUGUGACCGUGCACCUUCUCUUCGCUCCCACCCGGGUCGCCUGCAUGAUGGCCAAACUGGAGAUCAAGCAGUCUGGAGUCCGGCCCUCGCAGCCUGGCAUCAAGUUUACUAUCCCCCUCUCGGGCUACGGUGGCACCAGUAACAUCAUCCUGGAAGACCAACGAAAGCAGGCGGACGGCUACGUGGCCACUCUCACAGAUGUAGCAGUGGGACGUGUCAGUAAAGUGUGUCUGUGUGUGAGAAACACGGGCUCCAGAGCAGCCUUCAUCAAAGCUGUGGCCUUCUUGGACGUCUUCAAACGAGUCACUAUGGAGGCAUCUGUCAUCAGCAUAGCUCCAUCGCAGUUUAUUCUCAAAGAAAGGACUCAAGAGGUCAUUACUAUCCUUCUGAAGUCCACGCCGAGAGAGCUCAGCCUGUGCCAGAUGACUGUUGCACAACUAGCGACUCUGUGCUUGUUCUGUGGGGACGAGGUCUCCCGGCAACAGUACAGGAAAUUACUUCAAAGCAAACCAGACGGCGCACGAAAAGCACUGUCAGAGAACAGCCUUUUGAAAAACAUAGAAUUCGGUGAGAGGUUUCUCGGAGAGGAGCUUGUCACAGAAACCUAUGAUCUGCCGCUGCGACCCAAUGAAGCACACCUGUUUUAUGGGAAUAUGAGCAAAGUGGUGGUGUGUUUGAUGGGCAGCACCAAAGGCCUCGAGUCUGUGGAGAACAGCCACAGCGACGAAUCUCUGCCUUCGUCUGCCAGUGACGGCGGAUUGACAAAUGGCAACGUGUCUCUAGAUGUGCUACCAGUGAAGGGUCCUCAGGGCACAGGCCUCAAAGUACCAGAACCAUCCUUAAAGAGCUCGGAACAGUUACACAAGCCGUCUGAAUCAUGGAGCAUUCAUCCAGAGCAGCUUCUCCUACCUGCUCCCACCAUCAAUGGACCCUCUGCCACCAGCACAGUUCAGAUACGUAACAACUCCCCCAGAGCCUUGAGCUUUGACCUGUCCUGGCCCGCUCACUGUCUCACCAUCACCCCACAACACGGAGUGAUCGAGCCGCAGUGUCACUUGCAAAUCUUGAUCAGCCCAAACCCCUCUCUUGCUAACAAAUCAUCUCUGCUGCCGUGGAGUGGGCAGAUCUACGUCCAGUGCGAUGGUCAGCAGAAGUUCAUUAAGGUUCAGAUUCGGCAAGACUUGGUGUUGGAUGUCUCCACGACGGCAGGAGAGACCAUGCUCUCGGCUCUCCAUCCUCAGGCCGCGACUCCGGUGGUGCAUCUUCCACGAGGUCCCACAAAACCACUGAUGUCUGCGCAGGCCUCUCUAGACCCGGUUAAGAUCAGGAGUAAGACCGUAGUGUUUCCCAUCAGCGCACCAGGAGAGACGUCAGAGGCCCAGCUCGAGGUGGAGAACGGAGACAACGAUAUGAGGUGGUACUUGUCAUCAUUUGCUCCUCCAUACGUCAAGGGGGUUGACACGUCAGGAGAUGUUUAUCGAGCCACCUACACAGCCUUCAGAUGCUCCAAAGUCUCUGGGACUCUGGGCGCCCAUGAGAAGAUGCAGGUGCCAUUCACGUUCCUCCCGAGGGACAGGGGGGACUAUGCACAGUUUUGGGAUCUGGAAUGCCAUCCUGUUUCGGAACCACAGCAAAAAACCAAGAUCCGCUUUCAACUUUGUGGCACUGGUACAACGUCUGAGGGGCCACAAGAACGAGACUUCUCUUUGGCAAAGACUGAACCUACAGUCACACAAAAAAUAAAAGUUGAACCAACUGUAACCAAGCCCAGAGCGGAGGAGGCUGUGCGCAAGGGUGUGUAUUCUCCCCAGAAUCUGUACACGUUUCCAGCCACACGGGUCGGCGAGUCCAGCGCUCUGAAGGUCAACAUCCGAAACAACUCUGCCGACACGCACGAGCUGAAAUUUGUAAGCCCUAGGGAGCCCUUCUACAUCAAGCAUUGCCAAUACUCCCUGAGAGCUCAGCAUUAUUUGAAGCUGCCGGUUCAAUUCAAGCCCAGUUCUUCAGGCAGCCAAGCCGCCGUGCUGCUCAUCCAGUCCGACAGCAGUGGAAGUCUUGUUAUUCAUCUGAACGACUGGGCGCAGUACCCCCCGUGCCCUGCAGAUGUCGCCAAAGCUCCGCUGCACAUCGUGAGCUUCAUCCCAUACAGUAAUGCAGCUGGCGGCUCCCUCACACCGCUGUAG